UACAAAUUCUUUAUCAUAAGUUCAAUCAAUAUUUGUUCUAGUUUAUCAAUGAAACAAGUCAUAUAUUUUAUUGAAAGAUUUGACAUUAUUUAAUGGAUGACAAGACCAGGAUAAUAUUUGUAAGUUUUACAUAACUGCAAAUCGUAUAUUAGUAAUGGAGUCCAAGUACGGGAACUAUACAUUUUCACGUGACAUAACGUUCCACACUCGUUACAGACGCUAACCAAGGAUAAACCCAACUUGAAUUAUUCAAUAUUUGCUUGCGCUUCUUGGAUUUGUAUCUCCCUCGGUGGUUGGAAUUUCUCCUUGUAUAGUUUACAUAGAAAAUGAGUGAGAAAUUAUAGUGUUACCUUUCGUGCCACAGCUUACCACUGGUAUAAUCUAUUCUUUUCCUCUUUUUCCAUAACAAAGUUUUAUUUUUAUCAGGUUGAGGAAGGGACAUUAUAAAAGGAAAGAAAAUCGAGUUGCAUGCCACAUAAUACAGCAACUAUAUGGCUUGGUUCAAUGACAUCUACUUUAGUCUUCCAUAAAUGCUUGACUUUUGAGUUUCAUCGUGACUUUCACUUUUUUGGUUGACUUUUUAACGUCUAGUUUAUUCUUUCAUACGUGAUGUCUCGCGUUGGUUUAGUUGAUUUAUAAAUUUUACAUUUAAGCCAGACACACAGAAAGAGAGAGGGGUAAUUUUGACUCAACGUUUGAGGAUACCCAAAUAUGUUUAUCUUAUUAUAAGAGAAUUAUAUUUAAAAAGGAUAUGCUACACGAGCUAGUUAAGGAGCUAAAGGAAGCCCCGUCAAAUAUCACUUGUGUUUAUGUUAGUAAUGCCUUAUUGAUUUCAUAAUCGUUGUAAAAAUAUCUUCGAAUGAAUCAUCAAGCUCCGGCGAAUGUAUACAUAUAUUCACGUAUCAGCGUCCAACGUGUUUCUAACGUGCGGAUGGACGGUGCAAGCGGUAGUAGUAACAGCAAUGGCUCUUGUAUGCUUAGGGACAAUGGUCACUUAAAACUAACUGUCGCAUUUAAAAGAGUCACCUCGCAGUCCAUGGUCAGUUAGUAAUUGCCGACUCGAUGUCCAACGCUUCGGAUAAGUUAAUUUGUGAAACGAGCCUCAUUAACUCCUACGCGUUCGAGCGACGUCCCGAAAUUAGCACGAGGAUGUCCACUUCGUGUCACGAUUUCUCUCUAUCUUUCUCUUCCUUUUUCACUGAUGUCAAAUAAAUGUAGAUGCAACGGGGAAAUUGUGCAAAGGACAAUGACAUCGUCGCUUUUAGACGAAAGAUGAGAAGGAUAACUCGAUAAUGGAGUUCUAUAUUUGUUCCAAAGUCAUAAUUUAUUGAAUUAUUUUUUUCUUUUUUCCUUCCUUUUCUCUUUUCAGAUCGGUAGAGCUCACUGUGGCAGUUGCGAUGCCAACUUAUCACAAUGCGGGUGGUGGAUACCCGAAUGUGUCAGCGCCAGCGCGGCAAGCGAAGCUCGAUGGCAAUCAAAAUCACCAUACGAUCCCUUCAAACGUAACAAGCCACCCUCUCAUUCAGAACACCACCUCGCACAACGCUCCAUCCAAUCUGUCAGCGAGCAACAUUCCGUCCCAUCCAGUAUCACCAACGAUGACUACGCAUUCGAGCGUAACAUCCUCAAAUCUGACGAGCCAUUUGAACACGGCGUCCUCACCGGUCCUCCUUACUUCGAAUGUCACGAAUCCCGGAAAUACCACUGUUCUAUCAGCCAACCCAAGGCAUGAAGUCAAGCUCAAUGCUAUGCCAUGGUUCCAUGGGAAAAUAUCUAGGGAAACUGCGGAAAGGUUGUUACGACCCAGGGAAGAUGGUCUGUUCCUAGUUCGAGAGUCGACGAAUUUCCCUGGAGACUAUACUCUGUGUGUGUGUUAUCAAGGACGCGUGCAACACUAUAGAGUGAAGUACAAGAAUAAUCAACUGACCAUCGACGACGAAGAGUUCUUUGAAAAUCUAGCUCUCUUAGUCGAACAUUAUGAGCAAGAUGCCGAUGGUCUUUGCACUCAGUUAACUAAAUCUUUACCGAAGCAAGGGAAACAAGACUUUUGCGUCGAUCCCAAAGCCUUCGUUGAAGCUGGCUGGGUUAUCCAGACUCACGAAUUAGAAUUAAGAGAGUGUAUCGGUAAAGGUGAAUUUGGCGACGUUUUGCUCGGUGUUUAUAGGGGCGAAAGAGUGGCCGUGAAAAUGUUGAAAGACAAUAGCGAAGCAGCGCAAAGGUUUCUUGCUGAGGCGAGUUUAAUGACUUCGUUGAUUCAUGACAAUCUCGUUAAAUUACUUGGUCUUGUAUUCAACAAUCAACACAUGUACCUGGUUACGGAAUAUAUGAGCAAGGGAUCCCUUGUGGAUUACUUGAGAUCUAGAGGCCGAUUACACGUUUCUAAAAAAGAUCAAAUUAAUUUUGCCUACGACACGUGUGCGGGUAUGGCAUACUUGGAGUCGAGACACGUCGUUCAUCGCGAUUUAGCCGCGAGAAAUGUCCUCGUUGCGGAAGACAAUUCCGCCAAAGUUUCGGACUUUGGCUUGGCACGAGACGAAAACUUCUCUCUCGAUGGUGGAAAGUUGCCCAUCAAAUGGACCGCCCCUGAGGCUUUAAAGCAGAACAAGUUUUCUAACAAAUCUGACAUGUGGAGUUUCGGAAUACUCCUUUGGGAAAUCUAUUCCUUUGGACGUGUGCCCUAUCCACGUAUCCCUUUAGCCGACGUUGUCAAGUGUGUGGAAAAAGGUUACAAAAUGGAACCACCAGAAGGAUGUCCGCCCGAAGUAUAUGAUAUUAUGAGACAGGCCUGGGAUCUUCAACCAGAGAAAAGACCUACGUUCCAUGAUAUUAAAGUAACGCUUGGUCAGCUAAAAGCUGAGUACACCAAAGGGGUGAAUUAAAAGACAACUAUCUUAAGUCGACCUAGAUACCAUGUUAAAGUAACACAUAACAGAACUGAUUUGUCCAAUACGAUGCUUAUUUCAUUUUAAGGACAAAAGGUAAUAGUGGCUCUAAAAUCAUCGGGUAGAAAAAAAAAAGAAGAAGAAAAAGAAGAAGAAGAAUGAAAUGAAAAGAAGAACAAGCAAAUGCAAUUCUUAUUGUACAUUUUAUACAAUACUAUUUGUGUCGUCGUUUAUAUUUAUUGCUAAUUUAGUUGUCGAGAAUAUGGGGAAGUUUUAAUUUUUAUAUGACAAUAUUUUGCACAAGCAUUACCUACGUCGUGCCUUUGUUCAAGUUGAUAUUCUGAAUGAAGAUACUCGACUUGUACAUUCAAAAUCCGUGUUGACUCGAGCCGAUGUCGGGUUUGAAGAUACUUAAUCUGAAAUAAUUGCCUAUCACACUUAAUGAUCCUCAAUGGACGUACCUUUUUACAGUCUGUUAUGACAUAAUAUGUGAACGAUACGACGUCGCCUGAUACGUUCACAACUUAUAUCCGUUUGGAAAUAUACUUUAGAGACUUUACCAUAGUAGAAAAUGUAAUUUCGACGUACUGUGCAGUUCCACGUUGAAGUGAACUGAUUUUAAGAUUAUUCAUACUGGCUCUAACGUAUCUGUCAGUAGAAAUUGCUCUUUUGGGCAUGAAGUUACGUAACCUUACACUUUUUCACUCCUGUAGAACAGUUCAAAAUAUUUCCUGUUGUUAAAGUUUCGAACGAUCUAUUUCAGCGAUUGUAGGGUUGCAAGUAAUUGCUGGCGGCUUAGAUU
This is a messenger RNA of Polistes dominula (European paper wasp), 3684 nucleotides long. Its product is annotated as tyrosine-protein kinase CSK. Gene Ontology annotation, biological process: protein phosphorylation. The record is from RefSeq and is a predicted model, not a curated record. NCBI's taxonomy places the organism in Eukaryota, Metazoa, Arthropoda, Insecta, Hymenoptera, Vespidae. Gene Ontology annotation, molecular function: ATP binding; protein tyrosine kinase activity.